AUGGUAAGGUAUUACUGUGAAUAUUGUCAUUCUUAUCUGACUCACGACACCAAAAGUGUGCGUCGGUCACAUUUGGUAGGUAAGAACCAUUUGAAAGCAGUUGCAGAUUAUUAUAGGAACAAGAAUGACAAGUCCAAGAAGGUUGGUAACAAUGGGGUGUUGUGGACACGUCGGAACGAAAACAAGCGGUUGUUGAAGUUGGCAAAAGUGCACGAACGGGAGAACAAUGAAGAACUCGGUGUGUUGAGUCAAAUGUAUCGGGAAUCUCCAGGGUAUCACAAAGUGUUUGCUCCUUCGCAGAGGUUGGAUGUCAGAGAUUACAUCAGGUCUAGCAAACUGCCACAAAGAGCGAAUCUUUCCAAUAAUUCCAACAAUAAAAACAGCAUGUCGAGCAGCUCGACCAGAAACGUUUUGACAAGACCAACCACGACCACAGCUCCUCUCCCGCCACCAUUGCUGCUCACACAGUGGUCUUCCCAACCUCCUAAACAGAUAUACCCACGAACCAGUCGAUAG
Messenger RNA from Vanderwaltozyma polyspora DSM 70294, 516 nucleotides. RefSeq names its product Yhc1p (gene YHC1). Lineage: Eukaryota; Fungi; Ascomycota; Saccharomycetes; Saccharomycetales; Saccharomycetaceae. The record is from RefSeq and is a predicted model, not a curated record. The coding region runs from base 1 to 516 and encodes 171 amino acids. The transcript has a single exon. Gene Ontology annotation, biological process: spliceosomal snRNP assembly; mRNA splicing, via spliceosome; mRNA 5'-splice site recognition. Gene Ontology annotation, molecular function: pre-mRNA 5'-splice site binding; zinc ion binding. Gene Ontology annotation, cellular component: nucleus; U1 snRNP.